AUCUGUGCACAAUGAUUAGAAUUUCAGUAGCCUUAACCGUAGCCAUCUUUGGCAUUGUAUCAUCUUUGAGUAUUUUACAACAAGACGAUCUGAAUAUUUCAAAUAUACCAAUGUUAGAAGACAACGUACAAACAGACGAUGUAGUUAAGGAAACAGAAUUCAAGAGGAAUGUUAUUGAAGAUGAUAAUGAUAAUAAUGCCAAUGGUGAAGAUAAGGAAUUGAUUGAAGAGGCAGCUAGCAGUAACUUGGUGUAUAGGCCGCUCUUCGUAUACAGAAAAAUACAACACAGCAAAAGAAGGAUAACAAUGUUCAAUUCUUUUGCAGGAUAACAUGUUAUCUCUAAGGUUCCUGAGUCGUACGGGGGAAUAUCUCCUGUGCACGACUUCAAAGAAAAGUUGGUGAGCAGUUCUAAAAAUAUAAACGAAAGAUUUUUGUUGACCUCUCCUCAUAAUGCCUUGAAACACUUAGACAAUGCCAUUUUAAAAGCAACAAAAAACGUAACUCAAAACCCAGAAAUGGAUGAUAAUCUUUACCAGAUAUCAAAAGAUAUGGUUUCCGCUAUUUUAUCAAAAUUAGAAAUUCAAGAUAAAAUAACCAGGAUUACUAGAGAGGCCUUAGAAGCUCCAGGGAAAAAUAAAGGUAUAACGGCAAUUGAAACCAGACGCAUACUGGAUUAUAUCUCAAGAACACUUUCUGGACAUAUACUUACCAUCACGAGAGCUUCUACUGAGCCCGAACUUCAUCGAUUAGUUUAUGGCUUAGCGCAAAUAGCAGCUGAGGUGUCCAUUGUCUCAGCGUUAAAAGAUACUACAUAUGCAGCAGCACUUUCUAAGAAACAGUCUGUAGAUUUAUCUCUAAGAAAGAAGAGAUCUAUUUCAAAAGGAAAUGAAAACGCGUUAAUGACGACAUCACCCGCUCCUCCAGUAACUGUUUAUGAUGCAAUCCUCAAUAAAACUAAUUAUAAUAUUACAUUUCCACCCUCAAAUGAUUUUCCGUCACCGUUCUCGGUUAUUUCUAGGUCUGAAAAGAAAGCUGUGCAUGUUAUAAAUACCAAAAAAGAAUCUUCAGCUCCCACGAAAGGCUUUUUGAAUCAAACCGUGUUAGACCUAGAAAAUGGAGCACAAGACAAUAAUGAGACGGUACCAAUAAUGUUGGAGCAAACUGUUAAUGGGACUCAUUAUGUCAAAGAAACUCAAACUUUGGAUACUCAAGAACCGAGUGCACCGGGACUCACUGAUGACUGGGCAGAUACGAAAGAAACCGUUUAUAAACCAAUUAACCCUGAUGUUGUUGCUGAUAUAGAAAUAGAUCAACCGGAAUUUGAAGACGAAGUUAGUAACGACAAGAGAACUAAGCAAAAACUGGAGAGACUCGAAGUGAAAGCCAAAAAGGCUAUUUUAUACGCCGGUGAUGUGGCAUAUCUGACUGCAGCUAGCGUUGUUGCUCUUAGACGAGCGUUGACUGCUUCUAUUGAAGUUCAAAUGUCUGUGAGGUAUGCGAAAAAUGGUAUGUCGAAUCACCAGGAUUUAAUGAUGAAUUUAGCGAAGACUGCUGCACAGCAGGCAGGCAAACAAGCGAAGAGUGCGACUUCAAAAUCAUUAGCUUGUGAGCGAGUCAUCAAACUAGCUUUGAAAUAUACCGCUCAGUCACAUGGAGCUAAUUUGAACCAUGUCGCGAAUAGAAUUGUUAUGGACACUUUGUCUCUGGCCACACUGGCUAAGUCCAUGGCAUUUGUUGCUUCAGACAUAGCCAUCAAUUCUUUGUAUCAGGCCACUGAUGUCAAACCGCCAACAUAAGCAGUUCACCUCACUAUGCAUAUCUUUCACCUCUUAUAAUGAGACAAUAUUCACGUUCCAGUAAUGUCACAAUAACUGUUGUAAACAAACGUAUUGGAAAUAAAGUACAAAUACAA
This is a messenger RNA of Helicoverpa zea (corn earworm), 1912 nucleotides long. RefSeq lists its product as uncharacterized. The record is from RefSeq and is a predicted model, not a curated record. The coding region runs from base 516 to 1796 and encodes 426 amino acids. The transcript has 2 exons. Lineage: Eukaryota; Metazoa; Arthropoda; Insecta; Lepidoptera; Noctuidae.